AUGCUUUACGGAUAUGACGCUGGAGUUUUAGGCGGUAUUCAAUCAACCCCGCAAUUUCUCGAUGCUAUCGGUAACCCUAAAGGGGUCUUUAUUAUCCCCAUCAUUGCAUCGAUCUACAACCUCGCCGCCGCUGCCAUGUCUCUUGCGGUGACACUGUUCGGCAUGCAACUCGGAAGACGCAAGACCAUUCUGCUGGGAGACUUACUCAUAUGCAUUGGUGCAGCUAUUCAAGCCUCAUCCUACUCAGUUGGUCAGAUCAUCGUGGGUCGUAUCAUCUGUGGCUGUGGUAUCGGUUGCAUCGCCAGCGCCGUGCCCACUUAUAUGGCAGAAAUGUCUCUCGAGGCGCGAGAGCGAGGCCCUGAAGUCUGCUGGCAACUCGCAUUGCUGAUUAGUGGAGUUGCACUCGCAUACUGGAUCGAUUUCGGCUUUGUUCAAGGUCUCGAAACUCGACCGUACCUGUGGCGCGUUCCCAUCGCUAUGCAAGCCUGUUUCGCCAUCUUCUCCGCUGGUGGCUUGAUAUUCCUCCCUGAUACUCCGAGAUGGUACUACUAUCGCAACCGUAUUCCCGAAGCUGAUGCCAUUUUGGCAAGGCUUCAUGGUCUCCCUGAAGACCAUCCGACGGUGCAGGCACAGAAGAACGAGGUCCUGGCAUCGAUUAACGAAGAAGAUAACGCGAAGUUCAACCUCAUGCACCUCUUUUGGGAUAAUUCGGACUACCAGGUUGGUCGCCGCCUUCGAACCAGCUUCCUCAUUCUGUUUGCGCAACAAUUCCUGGGAAUUAACAUGCUCGUCUAUUUCUCCACGACCAUAUUCCUGAAGCUCGGCUACAGCCACUUCCUCUCCGGAAUUUUGGCCGCUGUACUGAAUACCGUCUUCGCUCUUGCUUCUUACCCGCCAGUUUGGUACAUUGAGAGGAUCGGACGUCGCUCUAUGAUGUUCUGGACAUCCAUCGGCUGCGGCAUCUGCAUGCUCGUCUACAUUGUUCUCACGACUCUUCCCGAAUCCUCCCAAAACGUAGGUACAAACUGGUCUGCGGUCGCCAUGAUCAUGCUCUACAUGGUAGUCUUCGGCUUUGGCUGGCUGGGUCCUCCGUGGAUCUACGGUCCCGAGAUCGCUCCGUUAAAGUAUCGACACGUUGCUGGUGGACUCGCGGCAUGCGGUGAGUGGCUUUCUACUUGGGUCAUGGUCUUCGGUGGCGGAACCGGCAUCGAGGCUGUGGGUCCUAAGAUCUUCAUUUGGCCAUUGAUCUGCUGCUUCAUUGCGGCAGCUUACGUGUGGUUCUGCUGCCCCGAGACGACUGGUCGCACGCUCGAGGAGAUUGAUUACUUGUUCGCAAAGCAGCAUGUGCGCGAUCGCAUGGAUCAGAUGGGUAUUGGUGCUGCAGGAGACAUGAGGAGACAUUCCGUGCAAAGUAUCGAGAAAGGAACGGGCGACGCACGGCACACUGAGAAGUUAGAUUCGUCGAGUUCGGAGGAGGUUUAA
Molecule: messenger RNA, 1482 nt
Organism: Paraphaeosphaeria sporulosa
Lineage: Eukaryota; Fungi; Ascomycota; Dothideomycetes; Pleosporales; Didymosphaeriaceae
Product: general substrate transporter
Exons: 3
Coding region: 1-1482 (493 amino acids)
Biological process (GO): carbohydrate transport; transmembrane transport
Cellular component (GO): membrane
Molecular function (GO): carbohydrate:proton symporter activity
Source: RefSeq, a predicted model, not a curated record